AUGAACAAAAACGGAACAGCUAAAAUGAAUGAUAAUCAAAUUAGAGCAGAAGGUAGAAGGUUAUUUAAACGCUUCUAUAACAUUCCUGAUGGUGCUAAUCCUAAAACUCGUAGAAGCUAUUUAAAUGAAGCAAUAGAUGCAUAUGAAGGGUUUGACAUUUCAUCAGAAAGUGAGAGAUUAGCGAGAAUGUUAAAUGUUAAUAUUGAUUUCUAUUAUUGUGAUCCUCAACCAGAAGACGUGGACAUAAAUAAGGUAGACUUUCCAUUAGUGGAAUCAAUAAUGAUAGAUCCAGAAUUUGAAACAGUAAAUAUUUUAUUAACACAGAGUCCAUGUGGAAAACUUCACGCUGACAGAAUAACAGACGUUGAAGCACUCACCGGCUAUAAAGUUUGUCCAUAUUGUAAAGAAAAAGUUUAUUCUAUCCGCGAUGAUCCAGAAAGGAAAAACCAAAGAAGAUUUUUAAAGCAUUGUGAGAAAUGUAAAGAAAAUAAUGGAAGAUUAAUUCAAGACGUUCAAUUGCAAAAAACCCAGCAACCAUAUGCACCACAUAUUAUGAAACAGAAGAUAUAUCAGUGGUUAUUAGCUCACAAUUUGCAGGAAUAUUAUAAACCGACAAGAUAUUAUAUUACUUUUGACUUUGAAACAUUAGAGACUAAAGAAGAAUUACAACUUUCUGAGUGUGCAACUUUGAAUGCUUACUUAAAACCAUUCAUGGUAUCAUCAACGGUUAAAUUAAAUGAUAAAACAUAUACGAGGAAUUUUUGCUUAACUUCAAGUGAUUCUUUUAUUUCUGAUUGGAUUGAGUUUUUAUUUUCAACCUGUUCAUUAGUUGUUGAAUCAAAUAUGAGUCAAUACAAUGAAUUAUUGUUGUCCCUUACAUUAAAUGAAAAACAGAAGGAAGCAUUUAAAGAACUUCUAGAUGAGGAAUUUAAUAAAGUGAAUAUCAUAGGUUUUAAUUCGGGAAAGUUUGAUUUAAAUUUAAUUCUUCGUGAUUUAAACACUGCAAAAUGGAAAAUAAAAUCAAUGCUGGGUUCAUCUUCACAAUUUAAGCAAAUCAUUGUAAAGAAAACAAACGUUCCAUAUGAAUUGAGAUUUAUUGACAUCAGAAAUUAUAUAGCGGGUGGAACAUUGGAUCAAUUCACUCAAGAUUUCGGAAACAAUAAAUCACGUGUUAAAUCCUUUUUCCCUUAUCAAUUCAUCACAUGGGAGAAUUACGAAGAAGAAUUAUAUAAAGUGGAACCAUUCACUCAAGAUUCAUUUUAUUCAGCAUUAACUCAAGAAACUAUAUCAGAUAGUGAUUAUCAAAUAUAUCUCAAUGAUGCUAAAAAUUUUAAGAAUAGAUUAGAAUAUUUUAUUCAUUAUUGCAAUAAAGAUGUUGAAAUUAUGAUUGACCCAAUUGAUAAAAUUAUUGAAGAAACAUUU
Trichomonas vaginalis G3 is the source of this 1422-nucleotide messenger RNA. Its product is annotated as DNA/RNA polymerase superfamily. Gene Ontology annotation, molecular function: nucleic acid binding. The transcript has a single exon. Lineage: Eukaryota; Parabasalia; Trichomonadida; Trichomonadidae. The record is from RefSeq and is a predicted model, not a curated record. The annotation marks the transcript as partial.